AUUCGUAUUAACUCGAUGAUACUCCUUCAUACAAACAGCUUCUGAAUCCACCAUAGAAAGUACAGUGCAUAAAUUACUGCAAACUACACCGCGCACGGAUGGACUGGAGUUCCUCUAAGGUCAGUGUUUGUAAACAAUUGACUGCGGCCUGAAAUCAAUAACGAAGUAAUGUCCGGAGGAACUGAGAGGAAUAUUUCGGAAGAAGUAGUUUUCGAGGCAGUGGUUUUUUGUGGCGGACCGACUCCAGGAGAGGAGGUUCCCAACAUAACUAACGGCUUCGUCGAAGAGCUAGACCUCUAUCAUCCGCCUACGCCUGAGCAUGAUGUCGAAUCAAUGGACUUUGAUAACGACGAAGAUCAAGAUCCUGACUACACACCACCGCAAAAUACGCAUGAAAGUGACGAGGAGUUCGAUGAAUUCAAAGCUACCAAAUCCAGACAAUGGCAAAGGCGACGUUUCACCUUCAACAAAAAGAAAAGUGGCGUCAAUUCCACGCUUGCCAGUAAGUUGACCUCGAACAAACCUUACGAUUUCUUCCAAUCACUACUCGAUGAUAAAUUCAUUCAGAGAAUGGUAGAUGCCACCAAUGAAUAUGCUUGCAUGUGCAAAGAGAAUAAUCAGGUAGUGAACAGCUGGAUUCAACCCUGGCGAGAUACGUCUGUUGAUGAAAUGAAAAAGUUCAUUGGAAUCAUUAUUUGGAUGGGUCUGGUGAGGUAUCCGACAUUGAAUUCAUAUUGGUGUCGCAGUCACUUGUAUACGAACUCGAUAAUAAAUGCGAUCUCCAGGAGCCAGUUCCAGCUGUUGUCGCACAUGUGGAGGCUCGGUCCGGACGAUGAUCGAUCUGCGGAUAUGGUUCCUUCGCUUCUUAGUGAUCUAAGGAAAAAAUUCAAGCAAAUGCUCAACGCGCCGGAAGUAUUUGCAAUUGAAAAAGUAUUCAUCCCGUCCGAGUCGGAGUCAGAAGGCAUGAACAUCCUUUUCUCCAUCGUAAAGGGUGGGUACAUUCACAAUUUCGAAGUGUAUAAUGGUAAACGAUUGAGGAAUAUAAAUGUCGAUGAUGCAAUGAAUCUUAUCGAUGGUUUGCUGGACAAAGGGCGAACGUUGUGCACCAAUGAAGACAUCACUUCUAUGAAGUUAGCCAAGGCUGUGCUGGGACGAAAAACGAACCUAGUUGGACUUUUGAAUCCAAAUAGUAAACACAUCCCACCUGAACUGAGGCAGAAGAGAAUUUUCGGUGAACAGACGGAAACUUUCAAAACAGAUUCAGGCAUCCUGAUACGUAAAUAUAACCCUUUCACCGAACAAUAUCUGUUGACCACACGCACAUGCGGUUCCCUCGCUGAAUACUACAAACAACGAACAGGAACGACAAUUCCUCACGAGCUCAAAAUCAACAACUUGGUCCUGAUGAAUAGCAUGAACUGGUACCAAAAAUUCGCUGUUGAAAUGGUCAUCAACACCUGUCUAGUCAACGCCUGCUACCUGUAUCGAAAAAUCUGUACCAAGAAGAUCUCAUCAAUUCGCUUCAUGGAGGAUGUGAUCAUCGGUUUAUUGGACUUGCCGGUAAACAUGAAGCCAAGCUCACUGACACUUGGCAAGCUUGGAAUCGAUGAAGGACUCUUCGCGGCUGAGCACGUACUCACCAGGUUGGAGAAGCCAAGACGAUGCGCUGCAUGUUAUGAACGUAAUUGUCGCGAGGCAGGACGAAAAAUAGCAAUGAAUCGAUCGCCGAAAGCACCGCAUGAAUGUUGCGUAUGUAAGAAGCCAUUCUGCCUGGAAUGUUUCUUUAAGUUUCACACCGGCAGAUUGAGGAAGGAUUAGGGCUGUUUUGGGUGCAAUGCAACCUUAUUAUAUUAAUUUAUUUAAAUGAUUUUUUAUACGAAAAUCCCUUGAAUUUCUGUGUUAGUCAUUUGAUCGGAAGGGCAUAUUUUGAAGCUGAGCUGAAAUGAAAUCUUCGUGCUAAUCAGGAUUUUUGUUUUGCCAAAAAUAGUUUCAAGGUUUUACCUUUGAUCCAACUUUACUUUACAACCAAAUAUUUUGAAAUUUUCCCUUUUUUUCGCUUUUUUUCCUUUUAUUCAACCACAAAAGAAGGAAUGAUUUCUUGAUUGAUUUUCCUUGCCAAUACCAAGGAUGUUGAAUGGGUCGAAUGCUCUUUAGUUUAGUUAGACUCGUAUUUAAUUUAACCAUAUUUAAACCAGUUUAUAAUUAUUUUCUGAGUGACGCGUGAAUUAGACGAGGUUUAAGGACAGAAAUUGAAUCUGAUUUGAUUGGAAUAUUUCAAGGUUCUGUUUGUAUUGACCUGGGUUUCUGUUGACGUGAAUUGCUGGAUUCAAAAGGACUUUUUCCAUGUCAAACAGAAAACCUUUUAGGAGUGAUUUGAAGUGAAGUGUGUGAAUAUCUUAGUUUAGAUAUCAUAUUUAUUUAUUGCAUGAUUCUUUCCCCAGUGAAUUUGUUUUAGAAUCGACUGAACUCCAUUGUAUAAGAGUUAGGCAGUAUUUGGGGGCUCUCUAUUGAAACGGCCUCUAAAGUGUGACUGAAUAAUGGAAUAAUGUACGCCUUACAUUUAUAUAUUUGCCAAUGUGAACUGAAUUGUUAAAAAUGUAAUCAAAGAUAGAAUUGAGUAUUUGAUUUAAUAUAUUUUCA
This is a messenger RNA of Hermetia illucens (black soldier fly), 2640 nucleotides long. Its product is annotated as piggyBac transposable element-derived protein 4-like. The record is from RefSeq and is a predicted model, not a curated record. Bases 169 to 1818 code for a protein of 549 amino acids. The transcript is spliced from 2 exons. Lineage: Eukaryota; Metazoa; Arthropoda; Insecta; Diptera; Stratiomyidae.